Salvelinus fontinalis (brook trout) is the source of this 9109-nucleotide messenger RNA. RefSeq names its product atrial natriuretic peptide receptor 1-like. The coding region runs from base 623 to 3853 and encodes 1076 amino acids. Gene Ontology annotation, biological process: cGMP biosynthetic process; protein phosphorylation; receptor guanylyl cyclase signaling pathway. The record is from RefSeq and is a predicted model, not a curated record. The transcript has 23 exons. Gene Ontology annotation, molecular function: peptide receptor activity; protein kinase activity; guanylate cyclase activity. Lineage: Eukaryota; Metazoa; Chordata; Actinopteri; Salmoniformes; Salmonidae. Gene Ontology annotation, cellular component: membrane.
GUAUAUGCCUCCCCCUUCCCAACCCUGUGCACAAAAGCUAAUAUAUCACACUGCCGCACACGCACAAAGGUUACCCUUGUGACCGGAGCUCUCCAGCGCUUGCGUAUUCAUCAGCGCGAGUGAGAGAUCGAUCCUUGUGUGCUGCUGUGUGAUUGAGUUGAGUUCAAUGUUGGCGAUGUGCGGAGAGAGGAAACCACUGCACGCACCGCAAAGAAUGACAGCUCGGUUCAUCGGACGUCUUCGAUUAACUUUGGAUGUUUAGCUGAUGUCGACUUUUUACCUUUUUCUUCAAUGGAAUCAACAAGAGACUAGUAAAAUCGCAGCCUUCACAGGAACAGCAAAAACAAUGUGUUGGAAUUUAGUCUAAGAAGCAGCGGCUUCAGAUUCUAAAUAACGAACGUGAUAGACAUUAAGAUACAAGUCAGUCGCCUGCUGCAGAUAUUCACCUAACUAUUGUUUUAUUAAUGAUCCCAAAUAUCAGCUAGAGCUAAGAGACAGUUGCUGGGAGAGUCACCGGGAGACCAUCAACCAAGAAACUCGAUAGGCUGUCCAGAGACAAUCUGUUGAAGAGAUACACAAAAUGGCGAGACAUAACCAUCGAUAUUGAGCCCCCCUGUGGUUGAUGGUGAUGCCUGAACGCAACCCAGCAAUGCAGAAGACGAGAACCUGGUGGUGGCAGGGACGACUGGGAGUUUCUCUGCUGUUUCUGGUUUUCCCGCUCCUCAGGACCGAACCGCUCCAACUCGAGCUGUCGUUCAAUGGACUUUCGGAGCCCCAGAAUGUGACACUGGCUGCUAUCCUGCCUUUGCACAACACUGAAUACCCGUGGGCCUGGCCUCGCGUGGGACCCGCUCUGAUCAGAGCUCUGGAGCGAGUCAAUGACGAACCCACCCUGCUGCCGGGCCACCGCCUCCGCAUUGUCUACGACAGCAGCGAAAGCAAAGACGGAGUCUGCUCCGACUCAGUGGCGCCGUUGGUGGCCGUGGACCUCAAGUUCUCCUACGACCCGUGGGCCUUCAUCGGGCCUGGCUGCGACUACGCUUCGUCUCCUGUGGGCCGCUUCACCACACACUGGGACGUUCCCAUGGUGACGGCCGGGGCAGCGGCCAUCGGCUUCAACAUGUACACGUCCAUCACCAACACGGGCCCCACACACAAGAAGCUGGGCGAAUUUGGGGUGCGCCUGCAUCGCCAUUUUGGCUGGCACAGGCACGCCAUGCUCAUGUUCAGCGACAACAAAGAUGAUGACCGGCCAUACUACUUUACGGCAGAGGGGCUGUACACGCAGCUGCAGCUGGACAACAUCACCACAGCAGACAAGGUCUUCAAUGAGCAGACUGGACCGGUCCAGUAUGAUGACCUCAUCAGUGACAUAAGCCAGAGUGCCCGAGUGGUGUACAUGUGCUGCUCAUGGGACACUUUCCGGAGGCUGAUGGUACAGUUCUGGAGGGAGGGCCUGCCCCCGGAGGACUAUGCCUUCUUCUUCAUUGACCUGUUCGGCCACAGCCUGAGGAAGCAGCCCGCUAGGCCCUGGUACAGAGGAGACUCAGACGACCACGCCGCCAAGAAGGCCUUCAGGAGUGUGAAGAUCCUGACCUACAAAGAGCCACAGAACCCGGAGUACAAGGAGUUUGUUUCCAACCUGAAGACGGACGCCAUGAACAUGUUCAACUUCACCGUAGAAGACUCGCUGAUGAACCUGAUAGCAGGAGGCUUCUAUGACGGCGUGAUGCUUUACUCUCAGGCCCUGAAUGAGACCAUGGCAGAGGCAGGGGGCCGGCCGCGAGGGGACACCGUCACCAAGAGGAUGUGGAAUCGCACAUACCAUGGUGUUACUGGCUUGGUUCAGAUUGAUGGGGCAGGUGAUCGGGAGAUUGACUUUGCCUUGUGGGACAUGACUGAUCUUGACUCUGGGGUCUUUCAGAUCGUGUCCGUUUACAACAGCACCCUGAAGGAGCUGGUUCCAGUGCCGGGCAUGAAGGUCCAGUGGCCGGGGGGCGCCCCCCCCCAAGACAUCCCCGACUGUGGCUUCAAGAACGACAAGCCCGCCUGCUUAGCACGGACGGUCACUAUGCACCAGAUGGUGGCCAUCGUGGCUUGCUUCAUCUUCGUCAUCAUCGUCACUGUCACCGUCUUCAUCUACAGGAAGCUGAAAUUGGAGAAUGAGUUGGCUGCUCAGCUCUGGCGAGUGCAAUGGGAAGACGUGCAGAUGAGUGACCUGGAGAAAGUGCUGCGCAGGGCCUGCAGCAGACUCACCCUGUCUCUGAGAGGCUCCAACUGUGGCUCCUUCCUGACCAUGGAAGGAAACUUCCAGAUCUACGCCAAGACUGGCUACUACAAGGGAAACAUUUCGGCCAUUAAGUACGUCACCAACAAGAAGCGCAUCGAGCUCACCAGGAGAGUGCUCUUUGAGCUCAAACAUAUGCGUGAUGUUCAAAACGAGCACUUGACUCGCUUUAUCGGAGCCUGUAUCGAUCCUCCUAACAUCUGUAUCAUCACAGAGUACUGUCCCCGGGGCAGCCUGCAGGAUCUUAUGGAGAGCGAGACCAUCACCUUGGACUGGAUGUUCAGAUACUCUCUCAUCAACGACAUUGUUAAGGGAAUGGCCUUCCUUCACAACAGCGUCAUCAUCUCCCAUGGUAACCUGAAGUCCUCUAACUGCGUGGUGGACAGUCGCUUUGUUCUGAAGAUCACUGACUACGGGCUGGCUAGCUUUCGCGAAAAGUCCAAUAUGGAGGACACACACGCCUACUAUGCCCGGAAAUUGUGGGCAGCUCCAGAGCUGCUGAGGGCAGAUAGUUCCCCACCAUGUGGCACACAGAAAGGGGACAUCUACAGCUUCGGCAUCAUUCUGCAGGAGCUGGCCCUGCUCCGAGGUGUCUUCCACGUCGAGGGCGACACCCUCAGCCCCAAAGAGAUCGUAGAGCGCGUGGCGCUGGGCCAGUGGCCCUACCUGCGGCCCUCCCUCUGCCCCCAGAGUCACAGUGAAGAGGUGGGCCAGCUCAUGCAGCGCUGCUGGAACGAGGAUGUGAACGAGAGGCCCGAAUUCCACCACAUCAAGCUGCUGCUGCGCAAACACAACAGAGGUUAUGGGUCUAAUAUCCUGGACAACUUGUUGUCUCGUAUGGAGCAGUACGCCAAUAACCUGGAAGAACUGGUGGAGGAAAGAACACAGGCUUACCAUGAAGAGAAACGCAAGGCCGAGGCACUGCUCUACCAGAUACUUCCACACUCUGUAGCGGAGCAGCUGAAGAGAGGGGAGACAGUGCAGGCUGAGGCCUUUGACUCGGUCACCAUCUACUUCAGUGACAUCGUGGGCUUUACCGCCAUCUCAGCAGAGAGCACGCCCAUGCAGGUGGUGACCCUAUUGAAUGACCUCUACACGUGUUUCGAUGCCAUCAUCGACAACUUCGAUGUUUAUAAGGUGGAGACGAUAGGCGAUGCAUACAUGGUGGUGUCUGGGCUGCCCGUGAGGAACGGCAAUCUGCACGGCCGAGAGAUCGCCCGCAUGUCGCUAGCCCUGCUAGAGGCCGUGCACUCCUUCAGGAUCCGCCACCGACCUGCCCAGCAGCUCUUUCUGCGCAGUGGCAUCCACAGUGGCCCAGUGUGUGCUGGUGUUGUAGGACUGAAGAUGCCUCGGUUCUGUCUGUUUGGAGACACAGUCAACACAGCCUCUCGCAUGGAGUCCAAUGGAGAGGCCCUGAAGAUCCACGUGUCGGAGGCCACACGCGUGGUGCUGGACGACUUCAACUGUUUCCAGCUGGAGCUGAGAGGAGACGUGGAGAUGAAGGGCAAAGGGAGGAUGAAGACCUACUGGCUACUGGGAGAGAGCACCAGCAACAUGGCUUACUAGAGAGAGAGAGAGACAGAGAGAGAGAGACGGGGGAGAGCGACAGAAAGAGAGAGAGAGAGAUGCAUACUGUUUAGACCGUAUUAGAGACGUGGUAGAAAAGAGACGUAAGGGAAGGGAGGACUGAGGUAAAAGGAACAGACAUACAGAUUCACAUGGGAAUGGAGUGAAAUGGAAAUAAGCAAAAAACUGUACUACUGACAAUUCCCUCCUUAAUGAUAGUCUCAUUGACAGAGUCUCACUGACAGAGUCUCACUGCUCUUCAUGGGGAUACCUUGGUUCCUAUAGGUGGACAAGCCCUGUCUAGAUUGACUUACCAUGGUCGAUCUUCCAUGGACAGCUUUAGACUUGUAGCCUUUCCAAUCAAAGGAACGAUAUCACUGCUACACCGCCUUGUGCCGAUUGGCAAGGCACCACCUCUGAUAGACACAGAGGAUGGGCAUUUGCGAAUGACGCCACCCAGUGUUCCAGAGUUAUAACUGUCGCUUUUGUGAACAAACAUUUUGGACAUUCUUGUUUGGACCUGUUGUUUGUGGUGACGAGAGUUGUCCAAUGUGUUAUUUUGUGGUUAUUUGACUUUGUGACUGACUUGGUGUUCUCUAACAUUUGUGUAGAGGCCUGAGUGUUAUGUGAAGCAUUCCCUGGUGUUUUUCUAUUUAUUUCACAGUGUUGCGUGUUCUAUAUUACUAUAUCAGUUUGUUCUAUAUCAGUCGAACAUGAAUCAACUGAAGUCCAGAGGGGUAUACUACGAAUGUAGCUAGAUGUAUUCAGGCUUUUCUGAAAUUUGCUAGCUUCAGUUAGCUUCACGUUCCAGCUCAGGCUUCACGCAUGUUAUGAAGGCAGAUCAGGCAGAUAUUGAUCGUUCACCCGCCGCUUACUUGAGUCGGGCUUGUAACUGCGCGUUCAUGUCGCACAUUGCAAGUCGAAAGCCAAACUGAGACAAUAGUGAAACAUUAGACGGUGGACGAGUCGGUGACACAUUUUCAUUUUUGCCAAAAUCUAAAUGAGUGCCACGACUCCCCACUCCUAUCGAUAAAAUCAUUGUAUGAGUUCAUACGACAGUUUUACUGCACGUGAAGUUUCAAAUGUAUCCGGUCAUUACUAAAUGUGUUGUGUGAAAUGUAUUUGAAUAGUACUAUUUAAAACACACACGAAUUUGAUUGGUCCUCAACUCUUUGAUUGGCUCAAAGACUUCAUUCGGGAUAAAUUGAGUAAACACCGAGUUAGCCUUCCCGGGAGCAGAUUAGUUCUGAAGGAUUCGUUGCCACAGAAAUGUACCUGGUUUAAAGGUGAGCCACAUUUGUGUCACCGGUUAUCCCGAGUUGAACUCAGAGUUGACCAAAGUUACCUCGCUAACUCCUCAAACCAGAUUCUUAGAAUAGGGCUCAGUAACCCAUAAUAAUACGAGUCCACAAAGUGUGUCCCACAUCCUACUAGGCUAUGUGCUUUAGGAGGAAGUAGUGGAGGCCAUCACCACCAUGCAAGUGUAGGCUGUCUAAUUGACAUUGGUGAAAUGUCUCAAAUUGACACUUAUGGCUGUUAAGUAAGGACAUUAGGCUUGUAAAUAAGUCCAUGUGCAUUCAACAGGACUGUUCAAAAAGAGAAUUUACAGCUUAAAGUAAUCUUUUUGGUCAUAAAAAAUAAUGAGCUUUAAUCUUCUCAAGAUAAAUUGCGAUGACAAUGAAGAAUAGAGAAUUAGAGUUGGCCAUAAAUGUCAACUUUUGGGUGAAUUACGUAUUAUUAUCUAGUCACAGGUAAUGGUUAUAACCAGCUAAUCCUCUCACAUGAAGUUCUUAUAUUACAGACUCAUUUUGAAGUUCAGAUUUUCUAAUGGUCCUUUUUCCUUUUCUUUUUACAAGAUGAUGUUAUACUCAAUAACUUCACUCAAGGGUACAAAAGAAUGAGUGAGUCUAGCUCUUCACUUCUGUUACUGAUAACAAAGGUCAGAUUUAUUUCAGAUUGGGAGUCCUUCUAAAUGGCAUACAUAGUAUAGUGAAAAAGGAUAUAUUUAAAUGCCCAUAAACUCUCAAAGUUGACUCUCUGAGGAUACUGGUUUGGCUUGUGAUUUGCAAACAUUUUACAACAAACUACUCUUUUGCCUUUUGUUCGUUGGUGUUUUUGGGUGGCUCUGCUCGUUGUCUAUCUGAAAGGAACAGCUGCACCACCUAGCUACUUGGCUCAGAAGUGGAGCAUCACUGAUAGGCAGCAGGCACCCAUAUACCAACCAGCGCUACGGACCAUGUGAAUGUGCUCUCACUUGAACGGCCCUAAUGUCACGACUCCCACCGAAGGUGGCUCCCCUGCCUGUUCGGGCGGUGCUCGGCGGUCGUCGUCGCCGGUCUACUAGCCGCCACCGAUCCCUUUUUCCUUUUCUGUUAGUUUAGUCUUAUUAGUUGCACCUGUUCCUUUUUGUUUCUUGAUUUUUGGUCUGUUUAAGCCUGUUAGGCCCGCUUAGGUUUGUGCGGGAUUAUUUGUGUUCUCUGUCGGUUGUGGAUGUGUUUUCAUUGUUCUUCGGAUCGUUUGCCCUGUGUUUGGGCUGGUCAGUGUUUAUGCGCACUGUAUUUGGCGUGACCGUUUCGUGUCGGAUAAAUAAAUCUACAAAUCACUGAACCCUCUGCUCUCUGCGCCUGACUCCUACCCACCACUCCUAGUAAACCGUGACACUUAAACCUUAAACUUAUCAUCAGUGAGAAUAUCCCCUUUCCAACUUAAGUCUAAAUGAUUUGAUCAUUUCAUUUUCCAUGAGUGGAUGUAUCACCUAAGCCAAAGCCAAUACUCCUGAAAUAAUCAGGAUUGGUAAUGUGGAGUGGAAAUGAUAACAGCUCUGUGUGAUGUCAGAGAGUCACGUCAUUGAUCAGUAGUAACUCACCCAAUGUCAGGCUUGAUCUGACAGGUAACCCAGCGGGCAAAACUGGUUUCAGGAUAAUCUAUUUUAUGGCGUCGUAGUCAGGUUGUAUACUGGUUGUGUGAAAGUUUAUGAAGAAGUUAAUUAUUUUUAGCAAACAGAAAAAUAAGUCUUUGUCUAGUUGUAAACUGACCAGAUAACAACCAAAAUAUGACGUCUUUCCCAUUAUGUCUUCUUGUCGUGAAAAAUAUGUUUUUACCUGGUUGUAACAGAGACCAGUUGCUUGUAAUGUGGUUGUAGGAUUUCUUCUCAACCAGAAAACCAGUUUACAACCAGAAAAUGACAUCAUUAAGACGAUUCCAAGGCAGGUCCGUCUGCAUACGGUGUGUGUCCACUAUGAAUGUGGUCACAUGGCUUCCUUAAAUGCGUUUCUGAUUCAGUAAAAUGUAUUGUGUUGUUUUGGUUGCCUUGUCUGUAUUUUCAAGGAGUGGGUUGGUCUUUGAAUUACUGUAUGUUACAAUGUACACAGGUAAUGGUUAUAACCAGUGUUUUAAAAUUUUAAAACACUAUAACCAGUGUUUUAAAAUAUGAUAUUGGCGUUGUUUUGGGGGGAGAAAGAAAUGUUCAGUUACAUUGCCUGUCUUGUUUCGGGUCAGUUGAAUGUCUUUAUAAAAUCAGUUGAUAACCCACAUUUUCUUCUGAGUUAAUAGCAAUGUGUUAUUGUGCUUGAUGUAAUUUUGGCCGAAACGUGAUGUACUUUCCAUGUUUAGUUAUUUAUUAGACCUUACAAUCGAAGUGGGACUGUCCAUGCAUACAAUUGCAUUUUGUAUCACAGUAUGGCACAACAACCCACAUACACGUAGUCUAAUCUACAGGUUACAUAUUUCUAUCUAUAUAUAAACUUGAAAUAAUAAGGAUAUAAGUACAAGGUCAAACAGUAAGUACAAACAACACAGUAAAAAAACAGCUUCAAAGACUUAACACUUUGACUACUUUUAUUUAUACUGUGUUGUAGUUUGAAAAAAGUUAUUUGUCACAGAGUGCUUAAAAAAGAUGCUUACGAGGCAGAUUCUUCACACAGCGUUAAGGAAGAAAUCUGCAGUGGUGGAAAAAAUACCCAAUUGUCAUACUUGAGUAAAAGUAAAGAUAGAAAGGACUCAAGUAAAAGUGAGUCACCCACUAAAAUGCUACUUGAGUAGAAGUAUUUGGUUUUAAAGUAUAAAUCAUUUAAAAUUGCUUGUGUUUUUACGGAGAGCCAGCACUCAGACGUAAUUUACAAACAAAGUAUUUGUGUUUAGUGACUCUGUCAGAUCAGAGGCAGUAGGGAUGUUCUCUUGAUAAGUGCGUGAAUUGGACCAUUUUCCUGUGCUGCUUAGAAUUCAAAAUGUAACAAGUACUUUUGGGUGUCUAGGAAAACGUAUGGAAUUAUUUUCUUUAGGAAUAAGUAAAAGUUGUCAAAAAUAUAAAUAGUAAAGUACAGAUACCCCAAAAAAUGACUUAAGUAGUACUUUAAAGUAUUUUCACUUUAGUACUUUACACCACUGGAAACCUGAAAGGAUGAGGAACCAAAUGAGGAGUAUCUUUCUCUGGAAAGUCAGCUGUACGUUCAGAUUUUAUAUGAUCCUGAAGGUUAGUAAUUUGUUAAUGUCAAGAGAUCAGUAUUGAACCUCCUGAAUCAAUGCAUGUUAGAAUAACAUCUGGCAGUGGUUAGAGCUGUGAGUCUUUAUGGGUAAGUCCCUAAGAGCUUUGCACACCUGGAUUGUACAAUAGUUGCCCAUUGUUCUUUUAAAAAUUCUUCCAGCUCUGUGAAGUUGGUUGUUGAUCAUUGCUAGACAGCCAUUUUCAAGUCUUGCCAAAUCAAAACUGUAACUAAGCCACUCAUGAACAUUCAAUGUCGUCUUGGUGAGCAACUCCAGUGUAUAUUUGGCUUGUGUUUUAGGUAAUUGUCCUGCUGAAAGGUGAAUUUGUCUCCCAGUGUCUGGUGUAAUGCAGACUGAACCAACUUUUCCUUCAGGAUUUUGCCCAUGCUUAGCUCCAUUCCAUUUAUUUUUAUCCUUAAAAAAACUCCCUAGUCCUUGCUGAUGACAAGCAUGCACAUAACAUGAUGCAGCCACCACCAUGCUUGAAAAUAUGAAGAGUGGUACUCAGUGAUUUGUUGUGUUGGAUUUUGCCCCAAACAUGACGCUUUUUAUUCAGGACAAAAAGUACAUUUCGUUACUACAUUUUUUUGCAGUAAUACUUUAGUGCCUUAUUGCAAACAGGUUGCAUGUUUUGGAAUAUUGUUAUUCUUUACAGGCUUCCUUCUUUUCACUCUGUCAUUUAUGUUAAUAUUGUGGAGUUACUACAAUGUUGUUGAUCCAACCUCAGUUAUCUCCUAUUACAGCCAUUAAACUCUAUAACUGAUUUUAAAAUCA